AUGACAUCAGAGGCCCGCUCAUCCCAUCAAUGCUGCCGGGACCGUACAUCAUCCAGAUACAGGAUAUGGUUUGGGCUACUGUGGGUGCUGCUGGCAGGCAUCAGUCCGGGCUCAUGGGCCCAGCAGGGCGCCCAGCCGCAAUCCAUCAAAAUCGAGGGCGACAUCAAAUUGGGUGGGCUGUUCCCGGUGCACUCGCGGGGGCCUGCUGGGGUGCCCUGCGGGGAUAUCAAGAGAGAAAAGGGGAUCCAUCGACUGGAGGCCAUGCUGUACGCCCUGGACCAGAUCAACAGCGACCCGGACUUGCUGCCUAACAUCACUCUGGGGGCCCGGAUCCUGGACACCUGCUCCAGAGACACCUACGCCCUGGAGCAGUCGCUCACCUUUGUCCAGGCCCUGAUCCAGAAGGACAACUCAGACGUGCGCUGUUCGAAUGGGGAACCUCCAAUCAUCCCUAAACCAGAGAGGGUGGUUGGGGUGAUUGGGGCAUCUGGUAGCUCUGUGUCCAUCAUGGUGGCCAAUGUGCUCAGAUUGUUUGCGAUCCCCCAGAUCAGCUAUGCCUCCACUGCCCCGGAGCUGAGUGACAAUAGCCGCUACGAGUUCUUCUCCCGUGUGGUGCCUCCUGACUCCUACCAGGCCCAGGCUAUGGUGGACAUCGUCAAAGCCAUGGGCUGGAACUACGUUUCCACGAUUGCCUCUGAGGGCAACUAUGGAGAAAGCGGUGUUGACGCCUUCCAACAGAUAUCCAGAGAAACAGGAGGGCUGUCUAUUGCACAGUCCAUAAAGAUACCCAGAGAACCUAGACCAGGGGAGUUUGAGAAGGUCAUCAAGAGACUUAUGGAGACAUCAAACGCUCGCGGGGUCAUCAUCUUUGCUAAUGAAGACGACAUCAAGCGAGUGUUGCAGGCUGCCAAAAAGGCCAACCUGACAGGCCACUUCCUGUUUGUUGGCUCUGACAGCUGGGGGGCCAAGAGCUCCCCCAUUCAGGACCUGGAGGAGGUGGCUGAGGGUGCUGUCACCAUCUUGCCCAAAAGAGCCUCUAUUGACGGAUUUGACCAGUACUUUACUUCGAGAUCUCUGGAAAACAACAGAAGAAACAUCUGGUUUGCAGAAUUUUGGGAGGAUGACUUCAAGUGCAAACUGACUCGCCCUGGUAUCAAAUAUGAACUUGGUAGAAGAAAAUGUACAAGUGAAGAAAGAAUCAGUCGAGAUUCUCAGUAUGAACAAGAGGGCAAAGUUCAGUUUGUGAUUGAUGCUGUUUAUGCCAUGGCCCACGCCUUGCAUAGCAUGCACCUGGACCUGUGUCCUGGCUACAUGGGUGUCUGUGAAAAGAUGGACCCUGUGGAAGGACGGAUGCUCCUCCAGUACAUCCGCUCUGUCAACUUCAACGGCAGUGCAGGAACAGGAGUGAUGUUCAAUGAGAACGGAGACGCCCCUGGUCGUUAUGACAUCUUCCAGUAUCAAUUGUCGAAUGUCAGCAACCCUGGCUACAGGAAUAUUGGCCAAUGGACAAACCAUCUACGACUCAAUUCGGAGGAGAUGCAGUGGUCAGGCGGUGAUCGUAAGAUCCCUGAGUCAGUGUGCAGUUUCCCCUGUGAGAUGGGUGAGAAGAAGAAGAUGGUAAAAGGCGUUCCAGUCUGCUGGCACUGCGAGCUCUGUGAUGGUUACCAGUACCUGCUGGAUGAGUUCUCCUGUGACAUGUGCCCCUUCGACAUGAGACCAACAGAGAACCGUACAGGUUGCCGGCCAACACCCAUCAUCAAGCUGGAGUGGAGCUCUCCCUGGGCCGUCAUCCCUGUCUUUUUGGCAAUCCUAGGAAUCCUGGCCACCAGUGGGGUCAUUAUCACCUUCAUCCGCUUCAACGACACGCCCAUUGUUCGGGCAUCUGGCAGAGAGCUCAGUUAUGUGUUGCUGACGGGCAUCUUCCUCAUCUACCUCAUCACAUUCCUCAUGAUUGCAGAGCCCAGUACCGCUGUUUGCGCUUUCCGCAGGCUGCUGCUGGGCCUCGGCAUGGCUAUCAGCUACUCUGCCAUGCUCACAAAGACGAACCGGAUCUACCGCAUCUUUGAGCAGGGCCAGAAGUCGGUAACACCCCCGAAAUUCAUCAGCCCCACCUCUCAGCUGAUUAUCACCUUCAUACUCAUUUCAGUGCAGUUACUUGGGGUGUUCAUCUGGUUUGGUGUGAUGCCCCCUCACACCAUCAUUGACUACGAGGAGCAGAAGCCUCCAAACCCAGAGUUUGCCCGUGGGGUCCUCAAGUGUGACAUGUCUGACCUGUCGCUCAUGUUGUGUCUGAGCUACAGUAUCGUCCUGAUGGUCACCUGCACGGUGUACGCCAUCAAGAGCAGAGGAGUUCCUGAGACCUUCAACGAGGCCAAGCCCAUUGGCUUCACUAUGUACACCACCUGCAUCGUCUGGCUUGCCUUCGUACCCAUCUUUUUUGGCACCGCACAGUCUACCGAGAAGAUGUUUAUCCAGACCACCACCCUGACAGUGUCCAUGAGCCUGAGUGCCACCGUAUCCCUGGGCAUGCUCUACAUCCCCAAAGUCUAUGUCAUCAUCUUCCACCCUGAGCAGAACGUCCAGAAGAGAAAGCGCAGCGUAAAAGCCGCGCCGGCGGCGACCACCGUGUCCCAGAAGUCCAACGAUAAACAGAACGGAGAGUCCAAGAUUGUGCCGGACAGAUCACAGUGA
Scomber japonicus (chub mackerel) is the source of this 2691-nucleotide messenger RNA. RefSeq names its product glutamate receptor, metabotropic 6b (gene grm6b). Gene Ontology annotation, biological process: regulation of synaptic transmission, glutamatergic; G protein-coupled glutamate receptor signaling pathway. Gene Ontology annotation, molecular function: adenylate cyclase inhibiting G protein-coupled glutamate receptor activity. The coding region runs from base 1 to 2691 and encodes 896 amino acids. The record is from RefSeq and is a predicted model, not a curated record. The transcript has 10 exons. NCBI's taxonomy places the organism in Eukaryota, Metazoa, Chordata, Actinopteri, Scombriformes, Scombridae. Gene Ontology annotation, cellular component: membrane.